AGCAGAAUCAGGAGAAAUGGGACACCCGGGGUUAGAAUGUGGUGGAGGAACUCGAUUGUGACCCAGACACUGGAGAAUAGAACAGCGUCUGUUACAUCACAAAACCAGGGGAGGUUCCCCAGCCAAUACCGAGCCCUUCUGGCAACAAAUGGCCACAAACCGAUCAAAGGUGAAAGUGACGGUGAACCAGACAGAGCAGUCAGUGGCUGCAUAAAGCAGGACGGCGUGGAUAUUACACACGGGGACGGAGUACCUCAGGAAAUAAAACUGUUCCUGAUAAACAAUGGGAAUGUGUCUCAGGAUCAGGUCGAGGAUAAUGACCAGGAGAUCCGCCGCUGCCAUGGCCCCCAGGUAUCUGUGUUAGCUGUUUGGAAUCAGAAUUGGCUGGCCAGCAGAAGACAGCGAGUGGUAGUAGAAGGAAAAUAUUCUGCCUGGAAGUCUGUGAAUCCCUGCAGUGUGGAAACAAGCCCUUCGGCCCAACAAGUCCAUACCAACCUUCCAAAGAGUAACCUUCCCAUGGCCUUACAGUUACAACUGACUAGUGCACCUAAAGUAGAAAUCUCUGAACACUAUGGACUAUUGAAUUAUACAGCUUUGGGCUGUGGGAGGAAACGGGAGCACCCAUCAGAAGCUCACGCACGCAAGGGGAGAAGAUGCAAACUCCACACAGAUAGUCGCCGAGGCUGGAAUUGAACUCAUGCCCUUGAUGCUGUGAUGGAACAGUGCGAACUACUGAGCCACUGUGCUAACCUGGAACCUCCCGCCAGCCUAAUGCAAAGGGAAUUCAGCCAAAUCCAACUCUCCCAGGAUAAAAUCCCAUUGCUAGCAGCUGUGUGAGUACAAUAUCUUCAGAAGCAGAAUAACAUUUUGGACAAUCUCGCAAUUUUUCCUUUUGUCAUUAGUUGCACUAAUAUUUGGACAAGGUUCUUUCAAUGUGAAAUUGCAGAAUGUGUGUGUGUGUGUCAGUGUUUUUAGAAAGGGAAAUAUGGAUUCUUUAUUUGCAAUAUCCAAACAGUUUGCCAUUCAUCAUUCCAUCAUAGUUGGAGUCACAUUGCUCUGGAUCAUAAACGUGUUGUUUUAGCAGAUUAAAGAAACUAGCCUGACUUGUUCCUAAAACUGACCCUGACCCAGUCUGAGACCGAUAUCAUCGGCUAUAUCACCGACCUGGUUACAUUUAACAUUUGUUGUGAGCAGUGGAGGAGUGGGACUAGAAAAGGAAACAGUGACCCGAAAAGCCGGGGAACUAUAGACCGGUGAGCCUGAUGUCAGUGGUGGGUAAGUUGUUGGAGGGGAUCCUGAGGGAUAGGAUUUAGAUUAACAUUUGGGAAGGUAAGGGAUGAUCGGGGUAGACAACGUGGCUUUCUGCAUGGGAAAUCAUGUCUCAUUAAUUUGAUUGAGAUUUAUGAAGAGGUGACAAAGAUGAUUGAUGAAGGCAGUUUGGUAGAUAUUGUCAAUAUGGACCUCAGCAAGGUGUUCAUUACAUUCCGAUUGGUAGAUCAGUAAGAUUCGGUCACAUGGGAUACAGAGGAAGCUAAUCACAAUUGGCUUGAAGGAAGAGGGGUAUUGUUCAGACUGGAGGCUUGUGAGCAGCAGUGUGCUGUAAGAAUCAGGACUGAGUUCACUGCAUUUCAUCAUUUAUGUCAAGGAUUUAGAUGUGGAUAUUGGGGCCAUAGAUAGUAAGUUUAAAGACGACAUCAGAAAGGUGCUGUAGUAGAUUAUCUCAGAGUACAACGAGACCACAAAUAGAUGGAACAAAGGGUCAAGGAGUGACAGAUGAAGUUUAGUUUAGAUAAAUACAAGGUUACGCAUUUUGGGAAGGUACAUCAGGGGAGAAAUGAUACACUUAAUGGUAAGGUCCUGGUGAGUGUUGUGAAACAAACGGACAUAGGGCUGCAGGUACAUUGUUCCUUGAAAGUGGAGUUGAAUGCAGACAGUGCGGUACAGAACACUUUUACAAAUUUGCCUUAAUCAGUCAGAGCAUUGAGUAUAGGAGUUGUGGUGGCAUGUUGUAUCUGUACAGGAUGUUGGUGAGGCCACUGUAAGAAUACUGCGUACAACUCGGUUUUCUGCAGAAAAGAUUUACAUGGAUGUCCCAGGACUGGAGGUUUGAGCUUUAGGUAGAGGUUGAUUAGUUUGAGGUGUUUCUCCCUGGGGUGUCAGAGGCUGAAGGGUGACAUUAUAGAGGUUUAUAAAAUCAUCAGGGACAUGGAUAUUCUGAACAGCCACGUUCUGCUCCCCAGGAUAGGGGAGUCCAGAACAGGAGAGCAUAGGUUGAAGGGGAGAGGGCGAAUGAUUUAGAAGGGACCUGAAGAUAAAUGUUUCACACAGAGAGUGGUGUGCGUACAGAAAGUGCUUUCAGAGGAAGUGCUGAAGGCAGUUACAAUCGCACAUUUAAAAAGUAUCUGAAAGAGGAGGGAUAUUGGCCAAAUGCUGGUAAAUGGGACUGGAUCAGAUUUGAAAUCUCAACAGAGUGAACAGAUUGGACUAACGGGUCUGUUUCCGUUCUGUAUGACUCUCUGAUUCUAUAAGAGGGAUAACGAACAAUUCUGAAAGUACCGUUCAAAUCCGAAUCCUCUUCACUGGAAGUUUAUCGUGCCUCUACGUUCACAUUGAUUUAAAGUUGCGUUAGUGAAAUAUAUGACAGAGAACUGAGUCAUGGAUAAUGGGACGCAGACAGGAAAGUGGGGCUGAGACCCCAACCUGAUCAGCUAGAAUCUUAGUGCCUGGUGGAGAAGGUUCAACGUAUCUAAUGACUCACUCCUGUCCCUCAAUCCCGUGGUCCUGUGUUCCAUUCAGCCCAUUAAACCUGUUAGGCAGGAGCAUUUAGAGGCUACUUACUUCUAUAACCUGUUGCACAGAAACAGAGGAGAUCAUUCAGCCCUUCAAGACUGUCCCACACCCGUUGAGGUGAUUUGGGAAAUGUAAUUGUAAAACCCAGGCUGGGUAUGAAAGAGGCCCCUCAUCUCUCUUUACAGAACUUCCCCUCUCUGAAACUUAUGCUCAAUUAGCUGGUCAUAUUGUAGACCCAAAUUCAUGAUGAAUACAGCCCCCAUAUCUCACCCAGCGAUGGCUCACAAAAUCCUCUGGUCUCCCUGACGGCAACAUUCAAUAACAGAACAUUCAUGAAAAUAACACCCACUAACUUUCCAACAACAGAAUGUGAGAACAUCAGACACAGGGGCAGGUCGUUCACUCCCCAAACCUGCCUUGUCCUCCACUAAGAUCUUGACUGAUCUGCUCUUGGUCUCAAAUCCUCUUUCAUACCCAAUUCAUCAUCGCCCUCACCUCUCUGACAGGACACAAGGGGUCAGGUAAAAAUGACUGGCCCUGAUAUCAAGGCUUCUGUUGACAUCAAGGAGCUUAACAAAUCUGAACUUAAUGGGAAUCAGAGAAAACUCUCCAGUGUUUGGAGUCAAACAUGACACAAAGGAAGAUGUUCACCAUCUCAGUCCUGGGUCACCUGUUUGGAAAAUCCUCAGGGAAGCUUCCUCUUCACAAACAUCUUCAGCUGCUUCAUCAAUGUCUCCCCGCCCACACCCUCCCCACCAUAAGAUCCGAAGUGGGGGUGGUCACUGAGGAUUCCACAAUUUGACGCCCCCGUCAGCUCCUGAACUGGACUGUGUCCAUGUGCAGCAAGACAUGGACUCCAUUGAGGCUUGUGCUUUUAAAGAGUCCAUAACAUUCAUAUAAAGGAUUGCCACAGUAAAAUAAGAGAUCAUUCCGCACCUCUCACUGGUUUCACAGGAAUAUGAGGAAGUCGUUCAGCCCAUUGAUACUAUUGGAGAAGAACAGGGACAGCCCAUUCAGUGCCAUUAGAUUACUUACAGUGUGGAAACAGGCCCUUCGGCCCAACAAGUCAACACCGACCCGCCGAAGCGCAACCCACCCAUACCCCUACAUUUGCCCCUUACCUAACACUACAGGCAAUUUAGCAUGGCCAAUUCACCUAACCUGCACAUCUUUGGACUGUGGGAGGAAACCGGAGCACCCGGAGGAAAUCCACACAGACACGCGGAGAACGUGCAAACUCCACACAGUCAAUCGCCUGAGUC
Messenger RNA from Hemiscyllium ocellatum (epaulette shark), 4052 nucleotides. RefSeq lists its product as uncharacterized. The transcript has 4 exons. The coding region runs from base 37 to 693 and encodes 218 amino acids. Lineage: Eukaryota; Metazoa; Chordata; Chondrichthyes; Orectolobiformes; Hemiscylliidae. The record is from RefSeq and is a predicted model, not a curated record.